AUGAAAGCGGGCAGCGGCUGUUGCAAUCCUGCCCAGCCUACCGACGUUGCAACCGGCGAUAACGGCCUGGCCCAGCGCGCCCCGUGCGCGUGCUUUGUCACCGGCGAGGCGUGCGGCUGCGACCAGGUGGCGUUGAGCGGGAAGCCUGGCGCCGCACCCGUCGUGUAUGUGUGCGCCUGCGACUGCAGCACAUGCGCCUGCAAUGACGCCGAGACGCUGCAGCAGGUACACGAGAUUGGCGCCGCCGACGCGGCGAUCGGCCCCGGCGGCCUGCUGCUGACGCUCGGCGCGCCGCGCCCCGGCGAGCUCGCCGCGCGCUGGCGCGGCGCCGCGGCCGCGCUGCUGGCGGCCGCGCCCGGCCUGGAGGUCGAUGCGGUGCGCCUGCGCGGCGCAGGGGACCAGCUGCAGGUGCUGCUGAGGCAGAGCGCCGCACCGGCUGAGCCGCAGGCGCUCUCGCGACCGCAGCAGCCGAGCCAGCAGCAGCAGCAGCAGCAGCAGCAGCAGCAGCUGCACCCCGCCGCAGCGCUGCUGAGCCGCCUGAGCGACCUCGGCCUGCAGCUGCGGGGCCAGGAGCCGGCGGCGGGCGCGCCCGACUGGCUCGCGCGGCUGUUCGGCGCCGCAGCACCGCCGCCCGGCGUCACGAUCCGCCUCGACGCCACCGGCACGCCCCGCGGCGGCGGGCCCAGCGGCGGCGGGCGCGCGCAUGACGUCGCGGCGGAGGCCCCUGCGCCAUCCAGCGCAGAGGCGUUGCUGCAGGAGCCGCUGCCCUCCGCCCCCGAGGCCGGCCGGCUGGUGGCGUCCAUUGGUGGAAUGACGUGCUCCAUGUGCGCAUCGGCUGUUGAGGACGCCGUCCGACAGGUGCCCGGGGUGCUGUCCGUCGUCGUCAACCUCGCGACUAACAGCGCCACGAUUACGUACGACCCCGCCGCCACCGGCCCUCGCGCCUGCCUGGAAGCUGUCGAGUCGGCCGGCUUCGACGCGUACCCCGCGCCGGACGGCGACGCCUCCGGCCUCGGCGCCGCCGCCGCGGCCGCCGCGCGCGAGUCGGCGCGCUGGCGGCGGCGCCUGGUGGCGUCCGCGGCGCUGUCGGUGCCGCUGGCGGUGCUGUCCAUGCUGGCAAUGGCGCCGGCUCUCUCAGAGGUCAUGGAGGGUCACCAGGCCAUGGGCAUGGGCACACAAAGCGGCGGCAUCGACGGCAGCGAUGGGGGCAUGCACGGGAUGGCCGGAGACGGCUCGGCCGCCGGCCACCCCAGCCCCGCCCCCGCCCCCGCCAAGAGCCCGGCGGUGCUGCCUGCGCUCGCGGCGCCCUAA
Molecule: messenger RNA, 1311 nt
Organism: Monoraphidium neglectum
Lineage: Eukaryota; Viridiplantae; Chlorophyta; Chlorophyceae; Sphaeropleales; Selenastraceae
Product: Cu2+-exporting ATPase
Exons: 4
Coding region: 1-1311 (436 amino acids)
Biological process (GO): copper ion homeostasis
Cellular component (GO): membrane
Molecular function (GO): copper ion binding; P-type divalent copper transporter activity
Source: RefSeq, a predicted model, not a curated record